Messenger RNA from Panicum hallii, 1827 nucleotides. Its product is annotated as cold-responsive protein kinase 1-like. Gene Ontology annotation, biological process: protein phosphorylation. The transcript is spliced from 7 exons. The record is from RefSeq and is a predicted model, not a curated record. NCBI's taxonomy places the organism in Eukaryota, Viridiplantae, Streptophyta, Magnoliopsida, Poales, Poaceae. Gene Ontology annotation, molecular function: ATP binding; protein kinase activity. The coding region runs from base 484 to 1605 and encodes 373 amino acids.
GACCCCUUCUUCUCCUCCUUCCCGGCUGCUACUUCUCCCUUCCCUCUUCUUUUUCCUUCCUUCUUCUUUCCUGGUGCCGUCGGUGUCGCCGUCGCGUCGCGUACUCAUGUGUUCUCCGGCGGCCCCCUUGUCCUCUCGCUAGUAUUUUUGGCGCGGGGCCUUAAUUGCACCUGCCCACCGGCUGCAGCGCCAGUAAGCGAGGAUAGCGGCUGGACCAGCAUGCCAACCACAGAAAUCUACUUAUAAUUGAAGCACCAACCACCUUCCCCCUCUUCCUUCCCCUCCCCAGCUAGCUGCUUCUUCCCCCUUAUACUCCGCUCCCCUGCUUCGCCACGCCAGCGAUCUCGUCGGAGAAGAACAGCGUACAGCAACGACCACCUGCUAGCCAGAGCUAGCUACCUGCUUCUUUCUCAGAGUGAAAUUUUCCUGAAGAUUCCUGUGCUGCAUGUUGAAUCCCACAAGACUACCAUAACAAGUGAGGAUAUGAGUUGGUGUUGUAUUCCUAGAAUCAAGAAACAAGAGAAUCCUUACUCCAACAGCAUAGGCGGUAUUUAUUCUGAGAAGAACAUAAGGCUCUUCUCCUAUGCUGAGUUAAGAUCUGCCACAGACAACUUCAAUCGCACAAACAAAGUAGGUCGAGGUGGCUUUGGGACAGUUUAUAAGGGAACCAUUCGAAAUGGGCGAGAGGUUGCGGUAAAAGUUCUUUCUGCUGAAUCCAGGCAGGGCAUUAGAGAAUUCUUGACAGAAAUUGAUGUCAUUAGCAACGUGAAGCAUCCCAACCUUGUUGAAUUAAUUGGUUGUUGCGUUGAAGGAAAUAACCGAAUUUUGGUCUAUGAAUAUCUUAAGAACAGCAGUCUUGACCGUGCACUGUUGGGUUCUAACAGUGAGCCUGCUGACUUUACCUGGAGCAUAAGAUCUGCUAUAUGUCUUGGAGUUGCUCGAGGUCUUGCAUACCUGCACGAAGAGAUUGCAUCACCGAUUGUACAUAGAGACAUCAAGGCUAGCAAUAUACUUCUCGACAAAAAUUACAUCCCCAAGAUCGGGGACUUUGGUCUAGCCAAGCUAUUUCCUGAUAAUGUCACCCAUAUCAGCACCCGGGUAGCUGGAACAACAGGCUACCUGGCACCUGAAUACGCAUGGCAUGGCCAGUUAACGAAGAAAGCAGAUAUAUACAGCUUUGGGGUCCUUGUGCUGGAGAUAGUAAGCGGCACAAGUAGUUCCAGGAGCAUACUGGCAGAUGACAAGAUUCUUCUGGAGAAGACAUGGGAGAUGUACGAAGCCAAAAAGCUCAAGGAACUGAUCGACCCAACCCUCGGAGAUUACCCUGAAGAAGAAGUCAUCCGGUACAUCAAGGUGGCCCUCUUCUGCAUACAGGCAGCCGCGGCGCGGCGGCCAUCGAUGCUGCAGGUCGUGACCAUGCUGUCCAAGCCGAUCCGGAUCAACGAGAGGGAGCUGACGGCGCCAGGAUACAUCCACGAGUACAAGAGCAAUGAGUCCAAGGCGACUACGUCGAGCCACACAAAGUCCAAGCACUCGGCGUCAGAGGACUCCAACAUGUUCAGCACGGUUGUUCCACCAACAGUGACUGAGAUGAGCCCCAGGUGAAGGAACACCAGGCGCAUCAGCAAAAGCAGAUGUAAUCCUUGCGUUGUGAACUGGCGAUGUAGGGUGGGUGACCGACCUGACGGUAUAAUAGAGCGAGUGCAUGUGUGUUGGCGUGUGUUUUUUUCCAACUGCAAAUGCGGCAACUAGAUCUUGUACAUAUAGAUUAGUGAUUCAUGCCAGAGCAAUGCAAGAUUGCUGCUUAUUCCACAGCUUGAGAUAUCA